AUGGCCAACAUCGAUCCCGUAAAUGAGCCAUAUGAUGACAAUUUGUAUUUUGAUCCCUCGGUUUUGGAUCAAAAUGAAUAUGAAGAUUUCUCUCACUUCUUCCAAGUUGAUAUUGUGUUCGAUAGUAGGGAAGAAUUAAUCAACUGGGCCAAAGCAACUGCAGUUAGUCAUUGUCACCGUUUGAUUUAUCAGUCUAGAAGGGAGAAUGCACAGUACUUGACGUGUGAUAAAUACAGACAUGGCCGACAAACGAAUAUCGAUGUGGAAGAUCCUAGAAACACAGGAACAAAAAAAUGUGGUUGUCCGUUUAAAUUGUUUGGCAAAAAGUCAAGGUUUGAUGAAUUAUGGCGGUUGACUGUCAGCGAUGGUAGGCAUAGUCAUCGUCCGGCUUUGUUUCCUCACGGACAAGGUACGACUAGUCGUAUAACUCCACAACAGAAAGCAAGAAUUAAAGAAUUGCGAAAUUCUCACGUGAAGCCAAUGCUAAUCAUGGAUAGAUUGAGGAAAGAUGAUCCGACGAUACAAACCUCUAUGAAGCAUGUUUACAAUGAGUUGGCCAAGAUUAAAUCUGAGGAAAUGGAGGGCAUGACUGUUAUUCAGUUUAUGAUGCAUAACUUUCAACAAGGCGAGUAUCGAUAUUGGCAUCGCGUCGGUAGUGAAACGAGCAACACGAUUACAAAUAUUAUGUUUGCAUGUCCCGAAUCUAUUAAGUUACUACGGCUGUUCCCGUAUGUUAUAUUGAUGGACUGCACAUACAAAACCAAUAAGUAA
This is a messenger RNA of Erythranthe guttata (spotted monkey flower), 771 nucleotides long. The record is from RefSeq and is a predicted model, not a curated record. Lineage: Eukaryota; Viridiplantae; Streptophyta; Magnoliopsida; Lamiales; Phrymaceae.